Molecule: messenger RNA, 846 nt
Organism: Trematomus bernacchii (emerald rockcod)
Lineage: Eukaryota; Metazoa; Chordata; Actinopteri; Perciformes; Nototheniidae
Product: olfactory receptor 1E5-like
Exons: 1
Coding region: 1-846 (281 amino acids)
Biological process (GO): G protein-coupled receptor signaling pathway
Cellular component (GO): membrane
Molecular function (GO): olfactory receptor activity; G protein-coupled receptor activity
Source: RefSeq, a predicted model, not a curated record
AUGGACUUCUUCAACUCAGCUCUUGGAAAAAACAUCACUUUUGUGCGUCCUGAAUAUUUCAUAAUAAGUGGAUUUAUUGGAAUUCCUAAUAUCAAUUAUUACUAUGUAUUCCUCUUUUUUGUUUACAUUGUUUCAGUGUUGGGAAACACAGCUGUGAUGGCCAUAAUAUACUUGGACCAUAGGCUGAGAACUCCAAAAUAUAUUGUAGUUUUUAAUUUAGCAUUUGUGGACCUGUGUGGUAGCUCUGCUUUGGUGCCAAAGGUUCUUGAUAUCUUUCUGUUUAACCAUCAGUACAUCCCCUACGCUGACUGCUUGGCAUUUCUUUUUUUCUGCUACACGUGCCUUUCAAUGCAGGUUCUUAAUCUAGUUGCACUCUCGUAUGACAGACUGAUAGCUAUCAUCUACCCACUGCACUACCAAGUGAAGGUGACCCACAGGUUCAUGCUGUCUUUGAUUGCCUGUUUCUGGGUCUUUGUUAUUACUGUUUUACUUAUUGCAGUGGGCCUUCUAACAAGACUUUCCUUCUGUAAGUCUGUGGUUAUUAACAGCUAUUUCUGUGACCACGGCCAGAUAUAUCGGAUGGCCUGCAAUGACUAUAAACCUACUGAUUACUUUAGUUGGUUUUUAGUAGUUCUAAUUUUUUGGCUUCCAUUCACAUUUACUUUGGGUUCACAAAUACCUCCAAAUGCCAGGAUCCUAAACCUGUCUCUGACCUCUGUCUUUCCUCCAAUGCUGAACCCAAUCAUUUAUGUUUUGCAGACGCAAGAAAUCAAAGAAUCUAUGAAAAAAAUAUUGAAAUUUAGAAAGAAAUCCCAAAUUACAGUGAAGAGAGAAAUCAUGAAAUGA